AUGAGACCAGAACUUCCUGGGUUUUAUUACGACGAGGAGAAGAACAGAUAUUUCCCCAUUAAAGGACCUAUCCCUGGUUUGAAAUCUUCUUCUUCCUCAAGAAAUAAACGAAAACCCGAACCAGAACCUGUACAGGAACGUAAUUAUCAGAAGAGAACCAAACUAACAGCAGUGAAGCUACUUUAUUCCCGAGAGCUAAAUGGCAAUGUCAUCCCUGUCAAUAAGAAGAAAUCUAACUUCGAGGAGGAGAUUCAAAAGACACAAGCUUUUAAUCCUGUGGUAUGGAGCUACGGAUCAACGGAAAACAUUAGCGAUGUUGCUUUGAAACACUUGCAAGUUGAUAUACAAACAUCUGUAGGUCUGACCAGAAAGAACAUCCUAGUAGCAGGCAGUUCAGGAGGCUUUAUAAGCAUACUGAGAGUUGCUGAAGCUGGACAAGCACUCUAUGAUGAGUCUGAAACUCAAGCUUUAAAUGGUGGAAUCGAGUGCGUUCCAGUUUCUGUUCUUCCUCGCAAAGGAAACAAUGCAGUGGAAAGGGAAGCACAUUGGCAUUUAUGGAGACCUGCACGCUCCCAUUUACAGGCAUUAUCGAGUAUAUCUUCUAUAAAGUUGAUUGGAAGUUAUGAUGCAUCUGAAGACUUCCACCGCGCAAACCGGGCAUUGAUAACUACCCUGGGAUCAACUGGUCGUGGGUCGGUUUUUUUCUUAAAUCUUGCUGAAGAACCGCACAUAGUCACUCCGCGAAGCCUCCACGGGAAUGUUUCCUCCGAGUGUACGAUUUGGACUGCUGAUUGCAAUAUAAAUGGGAGUCAUGCAGCUAUUGGUACCAACCUAGGAGCCGCUUUGGUAGAUUUGGAAACAGGAGCAGGUUCAUAUUUUCUCCGUAGCAAAAGUGACGUUUUUGCGCUACAAUUUCAUCAAUCAGGUAACAUUGUUCAGUGCGGUCUCAGAAAUGGGGCCAUUGUGUCAGUUGAUCUACGUGAGAGACCUGGGAGACCUGUUCCGAGGCUCACUAGACACCAGAUACGAUGUCAGUCAUCGAGUAUAACCGGUCAAACUACUACAAAGAAAGAAAUUUUUGAGCUCAAAGGAAACAUAAACCCGUCUCAUGUAAUCUAUAUGCCUUCAUCUCUUACGUGCCUGAAGACACUUAAAACUUAUGAUCAGUACUUAAUGGCAAGCUCCAUGGAUGGAACAAUGAAGCUAUACGAUCAACGCAUGGUUAAGAGAGGGGUCGCUGUACAGACAUAUGAAGGACAUGUAAACUCUCAUAGUCGCAUUGAAUUUGGUAUCGACCCAUCAGAAAGAUUUCUUAUGUCAGGAGGAGAUGACUGUUAUACGCGCAUUUGGAGUAUCAAAUCUGGUCAACUUCUGUCCCAGAACAAAUUCUCCAACUCUGUCACUUCAGUUGUGUGUUGGUCUGCGGCUGAAAGGAAAAGAGACUGGAAAGAUAGCAUUGCUAACGGGGCAUGGCUUGGAUCACGCGACGCGAUAUUCAACGUGCUUUAG
This is a messenger RNA of Arabis nemorensis, 1509 nucleotides long. NCBI's taxonomy places the organism in Eukaryota, Viridiplantae, Streptophyta, Magnoliopsida, Brassicales, Brassicaceae. The record is from the annotation of a GenBank genome assembly.